AUGCCUCCUCGGUCAACCAGUGGCUCGGAUGGCCACUCCAAUCCUGGCUAUGUUGAAUCUGCCGACGCACGCUACGUAACACAGCCGCCCUACAGCUUCGCAAAUCUGCAGACUCAGCCAUACCAGUAUCCAAUCCACCGUUACAUGGGGAAUGUUGAAGAUGGCCGUAUCCAGGCUGUUAGUGCCUCGGGCUCCUCGUUUCCUGCCAGGGCGGAUUCCGUGCCGCGUGUCUUCGAAAGAGGAGGUUCGGAAACGGCAUCCGUGACGGCCACCGUCGGUAGCAGUCGUACAUCGACUUGGGGCAGCGUGGCAUCGUCGUCAGACGCCCCUCCACUGUCGACAAGUUCGACUGCGCCGUCUACUAUCUCCGAGGAUGAUUCUGAGUCGAGCCCAACCCACCGGUAUCACCUGCCAGAUGAAGAUAGCGGUGACGAGGUAGAAGAGACUGUCCUGCAGUGUCCGUACGGUGUUCUAGGAUGUCGGAAAACAACUACAGAUUACGGUGCGUUCGAAAUGCACUGCAAGUCUCACUUCCGCGGAAAUCUGCCAAAGUGGGCCGACUGUCCCUUCGCAAGCUGCGAAUGGUCCACCACAGAGAGGUCCGGCGACCUAGCUUGGAACGCACGAGCCAGACAUAUCAUGAGCCACAGGACCCAACGUGAGACGGCGGUCCGUCCAGUCGUGUCGAGACAUGAGCACAUCCUUCAUCUCUGGCGACUGGGACUUGUCAGUAACGGUGAACAACAACACCUCAGACGAGGAGUAGCCCUGGAGUCCGCGCCAGCUCUCAUGCAGGCCGCUGGAGCGGAGCGCACUCCUGAGCGUGAACGGCUUAGAGCAGCGCGGCGAGCUGCUGUGGCUAGAGAUCCUCGUGGUCGACAGGACCGAGACGGGUAUUGA
Recurvomyces mirabilis is the source of this 900-nucleotide messenger RNA. RefSeq lists its product as uncharacterized. The transcript has 2 exons. Bases 1 to 900 code for a protein of 299 amino acids. The record is from RefSeq and is a predicted model, not a curated record. Lineage: Eukaryota; Fungi; Ascomycota; Dothideomycetes; Mycosphaerellales; Teratosphaeriaceae.